GGUGCGCGGGCGGCGGCGGCGGCGGCGCUCGUCCUGUCACGUGUCACCUGUCACUUGUCAUGGACGGUUCAAACCGUUCCGUCGCAACUGCCUCCGUGCGCGUGUGGCUGCUCUUCACAGCUCUCGCGGCGGGGAGGCGGCAGAGUCACGUGUCGGCGGCCCGGGGACACACAGGGGAGCAGCAGACGCCUGACCCCAGACCCAACAUUGUACUAGUCACUUGUGAUUCUCUGGAUGGAAGAUUGACAUUUGGCCCACAGAACCAGGUAGUUAAUCUUCCCAAUAUAAACAUAAUGAAAGAAAAUGGUGCCGUUUUUCUCAAUACCUACAGCAAUUCUCCAAUAUGCUGUCCUUCUCGAGCAGCCUUGUGGAGUGGUCUAUUUGUUCAUUUAACAAAAUCCUGGAAUAAUUUCAAAUGCUUGAACCCUGAUUACCCUACCUGGAUGAAAGUACUACAGAAUUAUGGCUAUUAUACAAAAGUGUACGGAAAGACUGAUUAUACUUCAGGCCACCACUCAAUAAGUAACCGUGUGGAAGCCUGGACCAGAGAUGUCAAGUUUUUGCUUAGACAAGAAGGAAGACCAACGACAGUGCUGAUUGGUAAUGAAUCAACUGUAAGAAUCAUGGACCAUGAUUGGCAAAAUGUAGAUAAAGUGACUGAAUGGAUACGAUACAAAGCAGCCCAUUUAAAUCAACCAUUUGUUCUGAGCUUGGGUCUGAAUUUGCCUCAUCCCUAUCCAACUCCAAGCAUGGGAGAAGCACCUGGAGGGUCCACAUUUAAAACAUCUCCAUAUUGGCUUAAAAAGGUGAAUUAUGAAUCAAUCAGAAUUCCAAAGUGGCUUUCUUUCUCUGAGAUGCAUCCUGUGGACUUUUAUUCCUCCUAUACCAAGAACUGUACUGGUAAUUUCACAUAUCGGAACAUCAAGGACAUCAGAGGCUUUUAUUAUGCAAUGUGUGCUGAAACAGACCUAAUGCUAGGUAAGAUUUUAAAAGUUCUUCGUGACACAGGGAUCCAAAACAACACUUACCUAAUCUUUACUUCUGAUCAUGGCGAGUUGGCAAUGGAACAUCGUCAAUUCUAUAAAAUGAGCAUGUAUGAAGGAAGCUCUCAUGUUCCUUUACUGAUAGUUGGACCAGGUAUUUCAGGACAUCAACAGAUUAUAGAUUUGGUAUCUCUUGUCGACAUUUAUCCCACACUUCUUGAUAUUGCUGGAAUCUCUCUUCCAAAAAACUUAAGUGGUUAUUCUCUACUCCCAUUGCUAAGAGCAUCUCCAAAGCAUAUUCCUGCAAAGAAACCACGACCUGACUGGAUUUUUAGUGAAUUUCAUGGUUGCAAUGUUAAUGCCUCCACCUAUAUGAUUAGAACUGGCAGAUGGAAGUACAUAACCUAUGCUGAUGGAAUUUCAGUACCUUCCCAACUGUUUGAUCUGAUUACUGAUCCAGAUGAAUUGAUGAAUGUUGCUAGUAAGUAUACAAAAAUUACAAGCACACUUGAUAAGAAACUUCGCUCCAUAUUAAAUUAUCCAGAAGUGUCCAAAUCUGUUCAUCAAUACAACAAACUUGAAUUCACCAAAUGGAAAGAAAGUCUUGGAAAGAAUUAUACAAAUAUUAUUGCCAAUCUCAGAUGGCACCAGAGCUGGCAAAAAGAUCCUGCAUGUUAUCAAAAUGCCAUUGAAAACUGGUUGAAUUCAACUGCUGAUGUAUAGUUUUACAUGUCUCGUUACUUGCAAAGAGCCAUAGGUAGUUAUUUUUCUUGCUAGCCUUCUGAGAUAGUAGAUAUUAUCCACAAAUGUCUAAUCAGCUGCUAUACACUCCGCAAUGGGCAGUGGGCAGGUGCUACAGACCUGCACGGGAAAGUAGACGCUCCCGCCCCCACGAGUCUCGGGCAUAUGGGGCUUGUCAGCCUGGGAAGGCAGUCCAUCUAGG
Amblyraja radiata (thorny skate) is the source of this 1926-nucleotide messenger RNA. RefSeq names its product arylsulfatase family, member K (gene arsk). Gene Ontology annotation, molecular function: arylsulfatase activity; glucuronate-2-sulfatase activity. The record is from RefSeq and is a predicted model, not a curated record. Bases 60 to 1706 code for a protein of 548 amino acids. NCBI's taxonomy places the organism in Eukaryota, Metazoa, Chordata, Chondrichthyes, Rajiformes, Rajidae. The transcript has 8 exons.